Rhincodon typus (whale shark) is the source of this 2969-nucleotide messenger RNA. RefSeq names its product cyclin-dependent kinase 4. Bases 1 to 1023 code for a protein of 340 amino acids. Gene Ontology annotation, cellular component: cytoplasm; nucleus; cyclin-dependent protein kinase holoenzyme complex. The record is from RefSeq and is a predicted model, not a curated record. The transcript has 9 exons. Gene Ontology annotation, biological process: protein phosphorylation; G1/S transition of mitotic cell cycle; regulation of gene expression. Gene Ontology annotation, molecular function: cyclin-dependent protein serine/threonine kinase activity; ATP binding; cyclin binding. NCBI's taxonomy places the organism in Eukaryota, Metazoa, Chordata, Chondrichthyes, Orectolobiformes, Rhincodontidae.
AUGGACGCAAUCAGUGCUACCAAUCCACGAGUCAUUGAUGAUGCUCGGGCACGAAGACUCUGUGCUGACCUAAAACGCUGCAUGUAUUACGAAACAUGUGCGACAUAUGGACUCAACGUCGAUCGAGUGUUUAACGAAGUCACGCAGAAGAUCUCAGCCAUUAAGAAACAGCAACACCUUUUUGCUGCAUCAUGCAAGUCUCUGCCAAGCUCUCCUAGCCAUUCAGCUGCCUCUACCCCAGUCUCUACUAUUCACAGCAGUCAGACUGACUUUGGGUUUUCUAUAUUUAUACAUCACCUUGCUGAGCUGCCUGUCCUUCCAUGUUGCUGCAGAUUGUUUGAUGUGUGUGCGACAGUGAGAGCGGACAGGGAAACUAAAGUCACUUUGGUGUUUGAGCAUGUUGACCAGGAUCUGAAAACAUAUCUGGAGAAAGCCCCGUUACCUGGCCUACCAGCUGAGACUAUCAAGGAUCUGAUGAAUCAGUUGCUGAAUGGCUUGGCAUUCCUUCAUUCUCACAGUGUGGUGCACCGGGACCUUAAGCCAGAGAACAUCUUGGUGACCAGCCGGGGACAAGUGAAACUGGCUGACUUUGGCUUGGCUCGUAUCUACAGCUGCCAGAUGGCCCUCACUCCAGUGGUGGUGACCCUGUGGUACCGUGCCCCAGAGGUACUGUUGCAGGCAACAUACGCCACACCUGUUGACAUGUGGAGUACAGGCUGUAUCUUUGCUGAGAUGUUUCGACGAAGGCCUCUGUUUUGUGGGAAAUCGGAACUUGACCAACUAGGAAAGAUUAUUGACAUGACUGGGCUCCCGGCAGAGGAAGAUUGGCCAGAAGAUGUGACGCUUCCACGAAGCGCAUUCCCCAACCGUCCUCCGCAGUUGGUCAAGUCCUAUGUACCUGAAAUCGAUGAUUUGGGAGCAGAGCUGCUAUUGGAGUUAUUGGCAUUCAGCCCUCAUAAAAGAAUCUCCGCUUUUGAUGCCCUACGACAUCCUUAUUUUCAAGGCCAAAGUCCUGAAGUUUAAGAUGAUCGAUAGUGAGCUGAGGAUAAGAAACUGCCUGUGCCUUUACCUGCAAAUCAUCACCUGGGUGCUACUGUUACAACUAUCCUAAAGACUUGCACUCCUGGGGGUAGGGAGGGAAGAGGGGAGUCUUGCAGAAAAUUGAGCAUUAACCGACCAAGGACUUGUCACAGUUUGCAAAAUGUUUUUCCGUCUGUUGAUUUUGUGAAACUCUGUCUUGCUCCUUUGGCAAAGCGUGUGAAGCCUGAAAUGUAUAAUUGAGUGGUUCUUUUAGGGCAGAUUUCUUUUGCCCCUGAAAUGCAGUCCUCAGUUGGUUAGAAUGAGGUCUCUUUGCUGUAUGCGUGGCAUCAUUUUCUUGACAUGCACCAGUUAGUACAUCCACUUUACAUGGAAGUACAACUGGCACUAAACAUGUGUUUGGAGUUUGGUGCCAUCUGAGGAGGUAGUCUGUCCUGCUUCUCCAACACCUCCCCAGCCUUGCCCCUCCUAGUGGUUUUGUUUUAAAAGGUAAGUUUAGACAAUAAUACUCUUUUUAAACCCACUCCAUUUCCAUGUCAGCAAGAGUGAAAGACAGACUGUCCACCCAGAAGAGGUUUAUUUAAAAACAAGAUUGCAGGUUCUCCACGCUACCCAGCGACCUAAUUCUUCUCUCUCUUCCCCCUGCCCCUGCUCUGUUCUGCACAUCCCCCUCCACCCACCCCCCAAAAAAAUAACUUUCUCAAAGGAGCUAUGACCCAUGAAUCCUGAAAUCUUUGAAAUCCUAUUUGAACUUGAUGUCCUAAAGCGCUUCAUAGCCAAUGAAGUAUUUUUGAACUUCUGGUCUUUUUAGGUGCAUGAAACACAGCAGCCAAUUUGCACAGCAAGCUCCCAUAAAUAGUGAUGUGACAAAUGACUAGAUCAUCAGUUUUUGGGCAGUGACUGGGGAUGAAUGUUGGCCCCAGGUCACCAGGGAGAACUCCCCUUCUAAUCAUGCCAAGGUAUCCCUGAGAGGGAAGACUCCUUCAAUUAAAGCUUCUUGAUAGCUGCAAUCUCUAAUGGGACAACUUUCCCUCAAUACUGCACUGGGGUGUCAGCCUUGAUUUUAUACUCUAGUCUCUGAGUGGGGCUUGAAUCCACCACCUUUAACUCCCAGGCAGGGAUGCUACCCACUGAGUCACAACAGCCUGCAGUUAUGGACAUGUAGCUGGUGGAAAAAUGCAUAUGGAAAAUCCCAUGUCUCCUUGUGUUGUAUUGUUUGUCAUCUUGGCUGAGCCACUUCCAUGUAGGUUGGCUUAAACUUGGAAAACCUGUAGAUUUGCAGCUACUCUGUCUCCUGUCCAAUCCCUUCACAUUGAGGAGCAAGCAUUAUUUUAGGAGGUGGUUAUUGUUACUGGAAACACUUUGAUUAUGACCAGUUGAUCAGUCAUUUGGCAUUAUAGAAAUUCAGUAUGGUUGCAAAAAGUAUUCGUUGUCAAAGCUCUUAAUCUUGUACUCAUCAGAACAAUUUGCAAGAAUCUCAAUUAGAGGGGAAACCUGAAAUUUAUACCGCAUGCAUUUUACACACGCUACCUGUUUUGAUGGCUGCCAGUUAUUUUGGUGCAUUGGAGUCCAUCAGCAUUCUCGUCUCCUACAGUAUAAAUAUUGGUUUCCUUCUGUUUUGGUAUUUCAAGGAUAUUGUCCUGUAAAGUACAAGAUGAAAAGCUUUGACAAAAUGUAUAUUUUACAUCAAUACUCGUUUUAUUUCUCCCUUGCCUAUCAACUAGUCAGUUUUACCACAAUUAAAGAACUGUGCAACAUGGUUUUGAAAUUACACGCUAAAACCACCUUGCCAAGUCGUCUUUUACUGGUGCAUGGGAGCUGUGCUUGGCAGUAAUUUUGGGGCACAUUAAGUACCCUAUUUGUAGUACUCUAUGUCCGAUCAUGCCAAUUAUAGCCACUAACAGUCUUAAUAAAGACUUCUUAACAUUGAA